AUGGGUUCAGGUACAUCUACUUUAUGGACUCAUGCAAGGAAAUGUGAAUUUAAUCCUCACAACAAAGAAGGCAAUACCCAAACCCGUUUAAUGAUUAAUAAAACCAAGGAUGAUGAAACGGGACAGACUAAAGUUGAUUUACAAGCUGUGAGGUUUAUUCCAGAAAAAGGUAAGAGAGCAGUAGCUGAGAUGAUAAUCAUUGAUGAGUUGCCAUUAAGCUUUGUGGAGAAUGAAGGUUUUAGAAGAUUAAUGAAGGUUUGCCAACCAGCCCUUCAUAUUGUAUCACGAACGACCAUAAAAAAGGAUUGUUACGAGCUAUAUCUUGAGCAAAAAGCUAUACUAAAAGAGCAGUUAAAAAAAUCCCCUUUAAGGGUUUGUUUAACAACUGAUACAUGGACCUCUUUGCAAAGAAUCGAUUACAUGUGUCUCACUUCACAUUAUGUUGACGAGAAUUGGAAGCUGCAAAAGAAAGUUAUAAACUUUUGUCAGAUUUCUAGCCAUCGAGGGCAUGAUAUUGGGAAGGCUAUAGAGACUUGUUUGAAGAAUUGGGAAAUAGAAAAUGUUUUGACUAUUACGGUUGAUAAUGCUAGUAGCAACGAUACUGCAGUUGACUAUUUGAAGAGCAGAUUGGUUAAAUGGAACGAUCGUUGCAUUCUUCAAGGAAAGUGGACUCAUGUUAGAUGUGUGGCACACAUUAUGAACUUAAUCGUUCAAGAUGGGCUAAAAGAAUUGGGAAUUUCAAUUGAUCGUGUUAGGGCAGCUGUUCGUUGGGUAAGACUAUCAACAGCAAGGUUGAAAAAAUUCUAUGAGUAUGCUAGACAAGAGAAAAUAACAUGUGAAAAGUCGUUAUGCUUAGAUGUUCCAACUCGUUGGAACUCCACUUACUUAAUGUUGAGUGUAGCAGCUGAGUAUGAAAAGGCGUUUGAUAUGUUUGCGGAAGAGGAUUAUAUGUAUUUCCGUGACCUUCAAGGAGGAGAACGACCUGGGGUGCCAGAGACCAGUGAUUGGCAAAAUGUGAAACGUUUGAUAGUUUUCCUUCGCCAUUUCUAUGAGCUUACCCUUAGAGUUUCAGGUACGAAGUACAUUACUUCAAACACAUACUUGGACUCGAUUUAUGUCAUCAAUGAUGUUUUGGAGCAAUGUUCCAAAAAUGAAGAUAAAGAUUUGCAAGAUAUGGCAAGGGAAAUGAAGCUUAAGUUUGAUAAGUAUUGGGGUGAUGUGAAGAAAUUCAAUUUGUUGGUGUUUAUAGCUUCUGUUUUUGAUCCAAGAACAAAGUUUUUGUACCUUGAGACAUCACUUCAUGGUAUGUAUGGUGUUGAUAUUGGGACUAAGGUUGCUAAGUGUUGUGAAGAAGCAUUGAAAGAGUUGUUCAAUGACUACAAAAGAAUCCACUCAGCAUAA
This is a messenger RNA of Erigeron canadensis, 1401 nucleotides long. RefSeq names its product zinc finger BED domain-containing protein RICESLEEPER 2-like. Lineage: Eukaryota; Viridiplantae; Streptophyta; Magnoliopsida; Asterales; Asteraceae. Bases 1 to 1401 code for a protein of 466 amino acids. The transcript is spliced from 2 exons. The record is from RefSeq and is a predicted model, not a curated record. Gene Ontology annotation, molecular function: DNA binding.